Heteronotia binoei (common prickly gecko) is the source of this 5883-nucleotide messenger RNA. It is a transcript of the gene RBL1, whose product is annotated as RB transcriptional corepressor like 1. The transcript has 22 exons. Gene Ontology annotation, cellular component: chromatin; transcription regulator complex; nucleus. Gene Ontology annotation, biological process: regulation of transcription by RNA polymerase II; negative regulation of G1/S transition of mitotic cell cycle; cell differentiation. The record is from RefSeq and is a predicted model, not a curated record. Gene Ontology annotation, molecular function: RNA polymerase II transcription regulatory region sequence-specific DNA binding. Bases 31 to 3234 code for a protein of 1067 amino acids. NCBI's taxonomy places the organism in Eukaryota, Metazoa, Chordata, Lepidosauria, Squamata, Gekkonidae.
GGGGGAGGGGGUUGCGGGUAGGGAUCCAUAAUGUCGGGAGAAGAAGAUCCCGCCGGGGAACCUGGAGCCCUCGAGUGCCCGGUGAGGGCUGCCAUCGACCGUCUCUGUCAGGACCUCAACUUGGACGCCAACAGCGCCGCUGAGGCCCUGCGGGACUUCACGGCGUUGCGAGGCACCUACAGCCUAGAGGGAGAAACUAUACAUUGGCUGGCUUGUGCUCUUUAUGUUGCUUGCCGUAAGAGUAUAAUCCCCACUGUAGGAAGUGGACUAAUGGAAGGAAAUUGUGUCUCCUUGACAAGAAUACUGCGUUCAGCAAAGCUAAGUUUAAUUCAGUUUUUUAGUAAAAUGAAAAAAUGGAUGGACAUGUCAAACCUAUCCCAGGAGUUUAGAGUGAGAGUGGAGAGGCUGGAGAGAAACUUUGAAGUGUCCACAGUGAUUUUCAAGAAAUUCAAACCAAUUUUUUUGGAUAUAUUUCAAAAUCCUUAUGAAGAACAACCAAAGCUUCAGAGAAGCAGGAAACAAAGGCGAGUACCUUGCGGCAUUAAAGAUUUAUUCAACUUCUGCUGGACACUGUUUGUUUACACAAAGGGUAAUUUCAGCAUGAUUGGAGAUGAUUUAGUAAAUUCCUACCAUUUGCUUCUCAGCUGCUUGGACCUAAUUUUUGCAAAUGUGCUUCUGUGCCCAAAUAAAAAAGAUUUAUUGAAUUCAUCUUUUAAAGGUUUGCCAGCAAACUUCCAUGCUGCUGACUUCCAUGCCUCUGAAGAACCUCCAUGCAUUAUUGCUACACUCUGUGAAUUACAUGAUGGCCUUUUAGUUGAAGCCAAGGGCAUAAAGGAACAUUAUUUUAAACCAUAUAUCUCAAAACUCUAUGAUAGAAAGAUUUUAAAAGGUGAUUGUCUGUUGGAUCUUAACAACUUUGUAGAUAACAACAAAGCACUGAAUAAGGAAUAUGAAGAAUAUGUUCUGACAGUAGGUGAUUUUGAUGAGAGAGUUUUCUUGGGAGCAGAUGCAGAAGAGGAAAUUGGAACUCCUCAAAAGUUUCAUACUGAAGUAUCAGGGGGGAAGAUAACAAGAAUUCAUGUGGAGUGCCAUCUUCAACAGCAUUUUGAGAAGGAAAGAUCUUUUGCACCUUCCACUCCCUUGACUGGCAGAAGAUACCUGAGAGAGAAGGAAGCAGUAAUUACUCCAGUUGCUUCUGCAACACAAAGUGUAAGCCGGCUACAAAGCAUUGUAGCAGGGCUAAAAAAUGCACCAAGUGAACAGCUUCUAGCUACUUUUGAAUCUUGUGUACGCAACCCAGUUGAAACCAUCACAAACAGAGUAAGAGAGAUUGGCGAAGCUUUCUGCCAGUGCUACACUCGGUCGACUGAUGACCAGCCCGGAUCACACAUAGAUUUUGCUGUAAACCGAUUUAAAUUGGCAGAAAUUCUGUAUUAUAAAAUUUUGGAGACCAUAAUGAUACAGGAAAUGCGAAGGUUGCAUGGGAAAGACAUGACCGCUCUUUUAGAACAGGACAUUUUCCAUCGUUCCCUGCUGGCAUGUUGUUUGGAGAUUGUGCUGUUUGCAUAUAGUUCACCACGAACGUUCCCAUGGAUCAUUGAAGUUCUUAACCUCAGACCGUUCUAUUUUUAUAAGGUGAUUGAAGUCUUCAUUCGGUCAGAAGAAGGUCUCUCUAGAGAUAUGGUGAAACAUCUCAACAGCAUUGAGGAAAAGAUUCUUGAAAGCUUAGCCUGGACAAAAGAUUCUGCACUUUGGGAGGCACUCCAAGCAUCAGAAAACAAGGUUCCCACCUGUGAAGAAGUAAUAUUCCCAUGUAAUUUUGAAAUAGGAAAUGGGGGAAGAGGACUAGGACAUCUGCCUAUGAUGCCAGUGUCUCCUAUAGUGCAUCCUCGAGUAAAAGAAGUUCGGACAGAUCUUGGGGGAAAUCUUAGGCGGGAUAUGCAGCCAUUGUCUCCAAUCUCUGUUCAUGAACGCUACAGUUCUCCUGUGGCAGGAAGUGCUAAGAGAAGGUUGUUUGGAGAUGAAGGCCCCAAAGAAGCACCCACGGAAAAGAAUGUGAGUGAAGGAACUAGACUAAAAAUAGCCCCAGUUUCGAGCUUUGCUGAUGAAAAUGUGUCUGUUUUGCCAGAACAGACAGUUCUCACUAUGGCAACAGCUGCAGUACCAGGGGCAGCAGGACAGACAAUGACAAUCCCACUGCAUGGUAUUGCAAAUAAUACUGGAGGGAUCACUCUCAUACCCAUUUCAGUCAGCUUGCCUCAAGAAUCUAAAGGGGAUGGCCAUGGACAAGUGCCUCUCACUGCUCAAGCCUUAGUCAGCGUGUCCCCAACUCAUCCUCAUGUGAUACAAGCACAUCAGGCAGCAGGAAGCAAGCCAAAGAAAACUGGAUCCUUGGCACUGUUUUUCAGAAAGGUAUAUCAUCUGGCAAGUGUGCGCUUGCGUGAUUUGUGCUUAAGACUGGAUGUUUCCAAUGAUUUGCGGAGAAAAAUGUGGACAUGUUUUGAAUUCACGUUGGUUAAUUGCACAGAUCUAAUGAAAGACAGACACUUGGACCAGCUCCUUCUAUGUGCUUUUUAUAUCAUGGCAAAAGUGUCUAAAGAGGAAAGAACUUUUCAGGAUAUAAUUGAAAGCUAUAGAAACCAGCCACAAGCAAACAGCCAUGUCUACAGAAGUGUUUUGUUGAAAAAAGUACCCAUAGAGGUAGAUAUAAAACAAGAAGAGGUUUCAGAACAGGAUUCCCCUCAGAAGAUGAGCUUCUCACCUGUAAGGACACCAGAAAAUUCCAGAAACUUGGAAAAUGAGGAAAGAGGGCAUCUGGUAAAAUUUUACAACACCAUCUAUGUAGGAAGAGUACAGACAUUUGCUCUAAAAUAUGGAAUUUCAAAUCAGGAUAAUGUGGUGGAAGCACCUCCUCUUUCUCCCUUUCCCAGCAUUAAACAGCAGCCAGUGUCUCCUCGUCGGAUAUCCCAGCAACACUCUGUUUAUGUCUCACCACAUAAGAAUGGUGCUUCUUUGACACCUAAGACUGGACUAUUGUAUAAAUUCAAUGGGAGUCCUUCUAAGAGUUUGCAAGAAAUCAACAAUAUGAUAAAAGAAGGAGGACAGAAAACUAAGAAGAGAACAAUAUCAAUGGACAGUGAUACAGAGUCACCAGCUAAGAGACUGUGCCAGGAAAAUGAUGAUGUCUUACUUAAACGCCUUCAGGAUGUUGUCAGUGAAAGAGCAAAUCAUUAAGUCAGCUGUUGAGGUCUAAGCUUUUAGUGACAGUCUCUUGCAGAACAAAAUCCCUUUCAGUUUUUUUCUUUCUUUCCCUCAUGGUAGGUAAACAAUAUUAAAAGUAAUGUUUUAAUACUUUUAAUGUUUCUAAUUCCACUAUUAAACUUUCAACAGUUACGGAACUGAUGCCAUAUAACUGAUAUUGUUUACAGCAUUGUUUUGAAGUUGGUUUCAACCUAAACUGUGAGAAGGUAUACGUUUGGAAACAAGCUAGUGGCUUUUGAUGCUUGUAUUUAAAGUUUAAGAGCCAAUUCCUACUAAAAGGCUGAAAAUGAUCAGGUUGCAAUAAUGCAAUGUUAAGAAAGCACUAAUUGGUUAUACCUUGGUACAGUUCUCUUUGUGUAAGUUUCACUUCAAAAUACUGGGCUUUAUUCUUUAAAAGAAAACAGUUUCCCUCGGUACAUUAUUUUAAUGUAAACUGAGAUUGGAAGAUCUGGUAUAUUUAGUAAUGAAUAUAGUAAAGUCAGAUGCCUUUCACUCCCUACUUUUCUGUGGACAGAGAAACUUUUAAUCAGAUGUUUCCAUAGCAUUUUAAUUUAAGCUAUGUAUAUAAUUGUAAAAUGCUGUGCUCUUAACUACUGGUAGCAUGGCAACAAAUUCUGUGGUAUGAACUAAAUGAGGGUUUGGGAUUAUAGUUUUGGGAUUGUUCAGGGUUUUUUUCCAGUUUGGAAGAAAUUAAUAUUGUAGAGGUAAAAGUGGUAUGCAGUGGUCUGUCAUAGCCCAUAUUGGGAGAAUUUGUAUUCUCUUGCUACCUCAUUUUGAGUUUGCUUUCCUCUACAAGUAAGUAGUCCUGCUUUUGGAUGGAAGCAUUCCUUGUAACUCCCAAGUUAAUUCUGCUGCAGCAUUACAAAUUAUGAAAAGCAUGUAGCUCAUAACUUGUUCACCUUUUACUAAUUUGGUUAGUGUGAUUGCUGAUACUUGGAACUUAGAUGCAUACUGCAGCUGCUGUUGUAGGAAGAAGCCAGCUCUCUUUAGAAUCUCAAAUGUAUGCCCCCAAGUUUCCCAUGGAUAUAGAUGUAGGUAGAAUGCUAAUCUGAUUAUAGAGCAGAAAAGAGCAAGAGUCUCGUAGCACUUUAAAUAUUAACAAAAUUUGUGGCAUGGAAUGAGCUUUCAUGAGUCAUUGCUCUGUAUCUGAAAAAGUGAGCAGUGACUCAGGAAAGCUUGUACCCUGCCACAAAUUUAGUCAGUCUUUUAGGUGUUUUAUAUUCCCCAAGUAUCCCAGCAGACAGAGGAGAUUGGAGUGGUGUGAAGAGUCAGUUAACUGCUACUUCUGCUCUCUGAAGGACAAGGAUAAGGAAAUGACUUUGUCCUUCAAUAUCCUAAGGCUAUUUAUCAUUUUUAUUCCUGGGAAAGGAGACUGAGGGAUGAUCUACCACUUCUCUGCCCGCAGGGAUAGUUGCAGGAAGAAUCCUUUGGGAGUCUAAAAAGAGCAAGCUGCUUUCCCUAUGUAUACUGUAAUGGAUAGCCAGACUUUUACAUUCCUAUAAAUAGAUUUUUUUCUGAAAAGCAUCCAUUCAUUUGUGUAGUAUCUACACAAAAUGUAAGCCUUAUCAAAUUAGAUAAGCUUGUAUGUAAAAUUAUGUCGCUAUUAGGGGUUUUGACCUAUAUUCUGUCAUUGGCAGUGGUUAUCAAGCCAGUGUUCAACUCUUAUUUUUGAACUGUUUGUAAAGAUUAGGAAUAUUUUAUCUGGAAUGUUUAAUCAUUUGUGCACAGGACUGCUGUCUCUCAUUUUGUUCAUUACUUAGGUCUAUUCAAAGUAAAUGCCAUAAUAUUAUACUGUAUUUUCUGUUGACUUGUUCAUGUAGUUGUAGGUCAUGGUCUGGAUCCUACCAUUUUUUACACUGCCACUGGAGUAUUCCUCUGGUUUAAGAAGCUGCCUGCUGGUGCUAUGACUUCUUCUGGCACCAGAAGGCACCACAAGGUCUUGUAUCACCACACAACAAGAAAAAAAUGGUGGAAUCAUAUUUAUCAGACUUUUUUCCAUAAGCAUCCAUUCAGUUGUAAUUUCUUUUUAUCUUUAAUCAAUAUUGCAAUAUUUGACUUAAUCUAGAAGUUAUAAUAGUCAAACAUAUUACACUGUCAUUAGGAGAGUGGCUUCCAGGGAAAAUGAAGCUAAAAAACAGUUGAUGCUACACAAUAAAGCACCAGUCCAUUUGUGUUUCAUUAAUGUACAGAUUUCCCUUUCAUAGCUAAUAUUUCAGGAUCUAAAUACAUUCAGCUUCUGUAGAAUACAAUAGCCCUUGGUGAUGGCUUUGAAAAAAUAUGCAUUUUGCUUCCUAAAGUAAAAUUGUACAAUAUAACAAAACAUACACCAAACUUAAUGCCGUUUCAGCCAUAAAUCUGGUAGUUCUAAAUGUGUUUUUCUGUAAUCAGUUGAUCUUAAUUUCUCACGUGAAUUUAUCUGGCCUAUAAUAUAAGCAUCUGUUAUUCUCAGAUCUUGUAUUAAAAGGCUCAGAUUUAAAUUCUUAUUAAUCAUUAUUUUAUGGUUUCUACUAAUUACACUUUUACUGCUGUACUUUCUAGAAAUUGUUUUUAUAAAACUUCAUGCUUUGGAAACAUGCUUGUAAAUAUAAAUCUUAAAAUAAACAAAAUUCUGACUUAAUCUGA